AUGGCGCACUGCAGCCAUCUUGUGUUUACCUGUCUUCUCGUGCUGCUGGCAGCAUCCGGCGCCGUGGCCGGCCGCGCCCUGCUGGGAGACGCCCCCCAGGGCGGCAAGCUCCAGUUCGUUCCCAAGGGCUGCACCCUAGCCUCCGUGCAGGUGGAGGCUCACUACGCAUUCAAGUACGCUGUGUUCGGCCCCCGUGUCAUCCGCGGCACCGUCAAGCUCAGCAACGGCAACACCUUUGCGGUGCCCAUCUCAAAGGUCUCCGUCACCCUGGCGCCCGCUGUGCCCGUCAGCCCCUUCAUCAUCACGGCGUCAUGCUCAGGCGGUUCGGUGCCUUCAAGCCCUCAGCCCUACCAGUACGGCACCCUGACCUGCACCUUUGAGAGCCCCGACCUGCCCACCUCCGGCCCCGCCGCCGGCUUCCGCGGCUGGAAGACCGCCGGCGCCACCGCCACGAUCGGCAUGAGCGGGGCCACCUGCAGCUCGGGCAGCAACGGCACCCCCAUCAAGGGCUGGAUCCUCACCGACAUCUUCGGCUCAGGCCCCGGCAGCAGCAGCAGCGGCAGCGGCAGUAGCAGCGGCGGCUCCGGCGUCGGCGCGGCCGGCCCCCAGGGCGCCGGCGCCGGCAGGCCCGCGCUCCUCGGCGGCGCGGCCGCCGGCCGCAAGCUGUCGGAGGAUGGGGCAGACGGCGCCGCCGGCCCCGUCGUCGGCUAUGUCCCCAGCAGCAAUGACUGCCUCGGGAUGACUAUCACCGCCUCCGCCUCCAUGUCAGCCGAUGGCGUCGUCAGCGGCAGCGUGUUCAUCACCAACCCUCGGGAGUUCAGCAUCCCGCUCUCCGCGGUGCGUGUGCAGAUCAGCAACAGCGUCCCCGUCGCGCCGAUCUUCGCCGACGCGGCUUGCCAAGGCGGCCUGAGCGUGCCCAGCAACCCGCAGCCGUUCCAGCUGGGCACGCUGGUCUGCAGCUACUCGGCGGCGAUCCCCUCGGAGGGAAUUGCCUCGGACCCCUCAAAGUGGCCCAGCGUCCUGCCCAAGGUUGACGUGGCGAUGUCGGGCGCUCAGUGCGCCGGCGCUGUGGCGCCGAUUCAACAGAGCAACCCUGGGCCGCUUCUGUACGGCCACUGA
Monoraphidium neglectum is the source of this 1119-nucleotide messenger RNA. RefSeq lists its product as hypothetical. The coding region runs from base 1 to 1119 and encodes 372 amino acids. Lineage: Eukaryota; Viridiplantae; Chlorophyta; Chlorophyceae; Sphaeropleales; Selenastraceae. The record is from RefSeq and is a predicted model, not a curated record. The transcript is spliced from 3 exons.